Myxocyprinus asiaticus (Chinese sucker) is the source of this 4858-nucleotide messenger RNA. It is a transcript of the gene gna13b, whose product is annotated as guanine nucleotide binding protein (G protein), alpha 13b. Gene Ontology annotation, cellular component: heterotrimeric G-protein complex; brush border membrane. NCBI's taxonomy places the organism in Eukaryota, Metazoa, Chordata, Actinopteri, Cypriniformes, Catostomidae. The record is from RefSeq and is a predicted model, not a curated record. The transcript has 4 exons. Gene Ontology annotation, biological process: adenylate cyclase-activating G protein-coupled receptor signaling pathway; Rho protein signal transduction. Gene Ontology annotation, molecular function: guanyl nucleotide binding; D5 dopamine receptor binding; GTPase activity. The coding region runs from base 57 to 1187 and encodes 376 amino acids.
CACUCAGGCGCGCGCAGUUUCACUCCCUAGUACUGUAUCGAUGAAGUUGCACAAAGAUGGCGGAUUUCCUGCCGUCCCGGUCCUUGCUAUCCAUUUGUUUUCCAAACUGUCUUCUCAACAGCAGCGAGGCGGAACAACUGAGGAAAUCUAAAGAGAUAGACAGGGGUCUUCUGAAAGACAAAACCUAUGUGAAACGACUAGUCAAGAUACUUUUGCUCGGCGCCGGGGAGAGCGGCAAGUCCACUUUCCUCAAGCAGAUGCGCAUCAUACACGGGCAGGACUUCGACCAGCGGGCCAAAGAGGAGUUCAGGGCCACCAUUUACAGUAAUAUUAUUAAAGGUAUUCGAGUGCUUGUGGAUGCCAGAGAGAAACUGCAUAUCCCCUGGGGAGACCCUUCAAACCAGGCACAUGGAGACAUCAUGAUGGCUUUUGACACACGCACCAUGGUGUCACAAGGGACAGUGGAGACCAAAGUGUUCCUGCAGUACCUGCCUUUGAUCAGUGCCCUCUGGGCUGACAGUGGCAUACAGAACGCAUAUGACCGACGCAGGGAAUUUCAGCUGGGUGAAUCUGUGAAAUAUUUCUUGGAUAACUUGGACAAACUCAGGACACCGGACUAUCUACCGACACAGCAAGACAUUCUUCUGGCCCGUAAGCCAACCAAGGGCAUUCACGAGUAUGACUUCGAGAUCAAGAACGUACCCUUCAAAAUGGUGGAUGUGGGCGGCCAGCGAUCGGAGCGCCGCAGGUGGUUCGAGUGCUUUGAGAGCGUCACUUCUAUCCUCUUCCUCGUCUCGUCCAGCGAGUAUGACCAAGUGCUGAUGGAGGACCGUCAGACCAACCGCCUCAUGGAGUCGCUCAACAUCUUUGAGACCAUCGUCAACAACCGUGUCUUCAGCAACGUUUCCAUCAUCCUCUUCCUUAACAAGACAGACUUGCUUGAGGAGAAGGUCAAAACGGUGGCCAUCAAGGACUACUUCCAUGAGUACACAGGGGAGCCGCACUGCCUGGCCGACGUGCAGAAGUUCCUGGUGGAGUGUUUCCGGAACAAGCGCCGAGACCAGCAGCAGAAGCCCCUGUAUCACCACUUCACCACUGCCAUUAACACAGAGAACAUUCGGCUGGUCUUCCGCGACGUCAAGGACACCAUCUUGCAUGACAACCUCAAACAGCUCAUGCUGCAGUGAUUUCUGGUCCUACAUUUCAUUGCAGAUUUCUCUCAAAUUACCCUCUUCUGCUCAGAUAUUUGUACUCCAUACAGUAACCUUUCUGAAUAGCUCUGACAUGCUUUUGUGCAAGGAAAAAAGCCUAGCCUAGUCGUUUGUCGUGAGCACAGAAUGGUGGCCAAGGGUUGCUAAGGUUAGAAAAGGGAGUGUGUCUGUCCACUCACUUGUUACUCUCCUUAUUCAGCCUGCCAAGAGAAGCUGUAUGUGUCAUUAAGCAUUACCCCUCAUCAGUGAAAGCCUGAAGGUGGCAAAAUCAAUGCGUUUCCCCCCCCACGUUAUUAAUGACAGCGGAGGGAAACAAAGUUUUGAUGGAGAGAAAAAGCACUGCCCUCAAUCAGUUACCCUUUGAGCCUUUUUAUUAUUGACCAAAUAGCAAGAUGUUUUAACCUUUUAACAGGAACUAUGUUCUGAGCCUCUCUGUCGACACAUGCCUGGCCUUACUCAAAUUUUUCCCCUUAUCUUGAUUGGUGUUUUUAUCUUGUUAGCUGUCCAAUUAAUCGUUUAAUUUUAGAAUUCAGAUGUUUUAUAUAGAGAUAUGAAUAUAUUUAACAAAAAGAUUCUUAAGUUAUAUUUCAAAAGGUUUACACUUUUUGUGAUUUUCCUCUGCUGAUGGAUAAUGCUUACGAUCGAAGAAAUGGUUUUGAGUGGAAACACGUUGUUGCAACUAUAUACCACUUGAUAAACUGAAUUUAUACUGUGGUUAGCCAUGCUAGGCAAGCUGAUAGAUACAGUAUAUGGCUUAAACUCAGGGCUGAAUCUAGAUCACUUUUAGUGUAUUGAUGAAAUUAACUCCAAUGUCCACUAAUUGUAGCUCUCUGUCAGAUGUCCUUGCUGGCCUACAGACAAACUCCUUCACUCCAAUUCUUUACAAUUUCUUUGUUUUUUUGUCCAUCAGGGAACAAAAAACAAACAGUGUCUUAAUUUAUUUCCUUUGUUUUGUUUUGGGUUUUUUGUCCACAACCAAACUAAACUGACUUUUUUUCAGUCAGACCCCAAAAAUGUAUUUUUGAUUUUGUCAAAAGCUUCCGUAUUCACAAGUGCCACAUGUUUUAGGUACCAAUAAUUCGAACAACUGUUUCCUGUCUGAAUUACUUGCAUACAAAAGGGAUAGGACCUACUUUGUGAACCUUGUUCCCUGUCAAUGGUUGUGUAUAGCUGCUUUGUAUAGUGCCAUGUCCUGAAUACUACUGUUGUAGUAAGUAUUUUAUGUAAAUAGUCUGUACCUCACCCACCUCACUCUUUUCUAAUGGAUGUGUAACCUACACUGAAUAUGUAUAGCUGUUUUUGCCACUGUGUACUCACACAAAAUCGGUUCCCGUGUGUGUGUGUGUGUGUAUGUGUAUGUGUAUGUAUAUAUAUAUAUAUAUAUAUAUAUAUAUAUAUAUAUAUAUAUAUAUGUGUAUAUAACACACACACACACACACAUACAUACAUACACUGACUCCCUUUUCGUAAUUUGCUCCACUCCCAUCCAUUAUUAAGGGUUGCUCCUUUUUGGCUGGUUCAUUGCUAUUGUUCGGGCAACCUUGGCUGUGAAUGGUGCCUGCAUGCGUCUAUGCAUUCAGAUGCUGCUGGUUUCUUCUUGGCUGCAGCUCUGCCUGAAAAAAAGGGAGUAGAGGACUCUUUGUCUGGUGUCAAAUCCUGCCUUAUGCCCCUGGCUAAAGGCCCAGGAGGCUCGUGAAAGCAAGUAUUACGUCUUCAUACGCCACUGACAAUGUCCUGUGUCUUCUGGUGCCAAUCGGAGCAAAUCAGGCAUUGCAUGAUCACUUUCAGGAGCACAGACACAUAUGUACUUAAGACAUAGGCAGUGAUGGGCAGUUUUAUAAGGGAAGUUCACCCAAAAAUGCAUUCUGUAAUUUUUUUACCCUCAUGGUGUUCCAAACCAAUAUUACAAACUGGAAGUGUGUUGGUCUCAGUCACAAUUCAUUUUUAUUGCAUUUUAUUUUAUUUUUUUAUUUUUCAUAUAAUGAAAGAGAAUAUUGACUGAGACUGUCAUUCUGCCGAACUUCAUCUUUUAGGUUUGACUGAAGAAAGUCGUUUGGUUUUGGAACAACAUGUGAGUGAAUAAAUAAUGACCCAAAAAUAAUGAGUUAUUUUUGGGUGAAUUAUCCCUUGAAAGGGAUGUUCUGGGUUUAAUACAAGUUAAGCUCAAUCGACAGGAUUUGUUGCAUAAUGUUGAUUACCACAAAAGUAAUUUUGACCCGUCCCCCCUCCUCUUUAAAAACAAAAAAACAAAAAUCAUGGUUACAGUGAGGCACUUACAAAAAAUUGGCCCAAUUUUUUCCAUUGUAAGUGCCUCACCGUAACCUCAAUUUUUGCUUGUUUUAAGACAAGGAGGGACGAGUCAAAGUUAUUUUUUGUGGAAAUCAACAUUCACAAAUGCUAUCGAUUAAACUUAACUUGUAUUGAACCUGAAACAUUCCUUUAACUUGUGUUGAACUCUGAAUAUUCCUUUAAAUACUGUCUUAGUAUUGGCCUUUCGCCAUACCAACUUAAACUGCUACAAGCACAAAGUGAUCAAUAUUUUGAAUGAGUAAAUUUCAGCAUUUUUGCAAUGGCAUUAGAGAUACUGAAAUACUCUUGAGGAUCAACCUCUACUAUUUACUGUCUUCUGUGUUGUCAUACAGAAGCAUGGUGAAUCCUAAAACUCUGACUUUUGGCAAUUGCUAACAUUGUAUUACCUGCCUUACACAUACUGAUGGCCUUUGAGCUUAGUGACCUCAAAAAAUCAAGUGUUACAUACCAAAAUAUAGAGGAAAUGAUUGAGAAUGCUAUGAAGUCCGACAGAUUGGCCAUGUUGUUUUCUCUCAGUUGAGCUGUGUUGGCCCUGAGGGUAAACACGUGCUUGUGAACAUGAUGUCACUGUCUGGUGUAGCUGUGACAAGUAGAGGAUAAAAGCUGUGCUUAUGGCGACACUUACCAACAUGCAUGCCUCCUCAGUGCCUCUGUAGUGCAUUAAGGCUUGUGUUUGAUUUCAAAUCCUCCCUUUGUUGCCCUCUUAACGGUUGAUGUGUUGUUCCACCAAUUGACAUGUUUAAAAGAAGGACGAUGCUGCACAGAUACACUACUUAAUUUAGCUGUAUUCAUUCUCUGUACACUUCAAAGGUGUUUGGGAGAGAUAAUAGGCUUUAUUCUAAAAAUCUUUUACCUUUGACUUCCAAAGGUUUUUUGGUGUAAUAGACACAAGUGAUCUCUCUUCACGCCAUUCCCAUUUUCUCAACUCUUCCUAUACAAAUUUUUGAUUAUGUAUGAACAAAUGAGUCUUUCUCACUGUAGCUUUCUCUGAAAUGUGAUUCUGAUCAGAGAUAGAUUUGAUCUUUUUAGUUCUUCCCACAUAAUCAAGUUUGAUUAUUAUUAUGCAAGGAUUAUGCCUGCCUCAGAGAAAAAUCUUAAUUCCUAGUGCCUCUAAGUUUGAUGCCUCAGAUCUUUCCAGUUCUUUUUUGUACCUAGGUUUUUUGAAUUUUUAUCAAUGUGGAUAUUUUUCAGUCCUCGUAAUAUCGAAAUAAUUCAUACUAAAUGAUUUCAAGGCUCUUGCGUUCAGUACAGAACAUUAAACUGCUUUCACUGUACAGUCUAACCUUUGCUUCCUCACUCUUCAUCACUGACUCAAUAAAAGCCUUUUUCAAAAACUG